AUUGUACAAUGCAUCUGCUUUGAAUCUCCUUUCUUCUUUUAUUUUUCACUGAUAUGCUUAAAUUUCUUCUAUUGGUUGUUAGCUUUUGAAGGCUUCUUUAUACAAGCUUUGGGUUAUGUUUCUUGUUUUGUUUGUUUGGUGGUCAGGAAUGAUAGUGAUGUAAAUCUCAUUCCUUUUUCUGACCCACAUUAGUAUCGGCAUCAAAUCUACAGUCUCCCUUCUAACAACACUUUUCAGCGUUAUAUAUCUUGAGCUUUCAUUACAACCCUUCACUGCAUCCACAAUGCGUUAAGGAAAAACUUCAGUUCAAGAAAAGGGAUAGUCCUAUUUGUUGCUUAAUCAUUCAAUGCUUCUGUUAUUUUCAAGUUUCUUUGAAUUCUGUUUUUUGGGUCUUGAAGCUUCGUAUGCCCAUACGCACGUAACCUCUCCUUGGGACUAGAUUGCUAUAAGCACCUUCCUUACGAACUAUGGAGGAGACGUUUGUGCCAUUUCGUGGUAUCAGGAAUGAUCUUCGUGGGAGGCUGAUGUGUUACAGACAAGACUGGACUGGUGGUUUCAGGACAGGCUUCAGGAUUUUGGCCCCCACCACAUAUAUAUUCUUCGCAUCAGCAAUCCCAGUUAUUUCAUUUGGAGAACAGUUGGAAAGAGAUACAGAUGGGGUUUUAACAGCAGUUCAAACAUUAGCUUCUACAGCACUAUGUGGAAUUAUACAUUCAAUCAUAGGAGGUCAGCCUCUGCUGAUUCUUGGAGUGGCAGAACCAACUGUAAUUAUGUAUACAUUUAUGUACAAUUUUGCUAAAGACAGGCCAGAUUUGGGAUCAAAGCUCUUUUUAGCAUGGACUGGAUGGGUAUGUGUGUGGGCUGCGAUAUUGCUGUUCCUGCUGGCUAUCUUAGGGGCUUGCUCCAUUAUUAAUAGGUUUACUCGGCUAGCAGGGGAAUUAUUUGGCCUCCUUAUCGCGAUGCUCUUCAUGCAAGAAGCUAUAAGAGGACUUGUUGGUGAAUUUCGCCUACCUGAAAGAGAAAAUCCGAAGUCAAUUGAGUUUCAGCCUUCAUGGAGAUUUGCAAAUGGAAUGUUUGCUUUGGUCCUGUCAUUUGGUCUUCUGCUUACCGCAAUAAGAAGCCGAAAAGCAAGGUCUUGGCGGUAUGGGUCUGGAUGGCUACGAGGCUUCGUUGCAGAUUAUGGUGUGCCACUAAUGGUCCUAGUUUGGACUGCUGUUUCCUAUCUAACUGCUGGAAGUAUUCCGAAAGGAAUCCCUAGACGCCUCUUUAGUCCAAAUCCAUGGUCACCGGGUGCAUACGAGAAUUGGACUGUCAUUAAGGACAUGCUAAAUGUGCCGGUUCUCUAUAUAAUUGGGGCUUUCAUUCCUGCAACAAUGAUUGCAGUGCUUUACUACUUUGACCACAGUAUAGCUUCCCAACUCGCUCAGCAGAAAGAAUUCAACUUGAGGAAACCCUCCUCUUAUCAUUAUGAUUUACUUCUUCUGGGGUUCAUGGUCAUAUUGUGUGGUCUAAUAGGGAUCCCUCCAUCAAAUGGUGUUAUUCCACAGUCUCCAAUGCAUACUAAAGCUCUGGCUACGCUGAAGCACCAGUUACUUCGAAAUCGACUAGUAGCAACAGCACGCAUGUCUAUUAGAAAUAAUGCAAGCUUGGGGCAAUUGUAUGGAAGCAUGCAGGAAGCCUACCAACAGAUGCAGAGUCCAUUAAUUUACCAGGAACGGUCGGCUAGGGGAUUAAAGGAAUUGAAAAACUCAACAAUUCAAAUGGCUUCAAGUAUGGGGAAUAUAGAUGUCCCAGUUGAUGAGAGUGUGUUUGAUGUUGAGAAAGAAAUCGAUGAUCUACUGCCCGUUGAGGUGAAAGAACAGCGACUCAGUAACCUGCUUCAAGCUAUAACGAUCGGAGGAUGUGUUGCAGCCAUGCCUUUCCUCAAGAAGAUCCCAACCUCAGUCCUCUGGGGCUAUUUUGCCUUCAUGGCCAUUGAAAGCCUCCCUGGUAACCAGUUUUGGGAAAGGAUCUUAUUGCUCUUCACGGCUCCAAGCAGAAGAUACAAAGUGCUUGAGGAGUACCAUGCCACUUUUGUGGAAACUGUACCUUUCAAGACAAUUGCAAUAUUUACAAUCUUCCAGACUGCAUAUCUUCUUCUUUGUUUUGGGGUUACAUGGGUUCCAAUUGCUGGCGUUCUGUUCCCUUUAAUGAUUAUGCUUUUGGUUCCUGUGAGGCUAUACAUUUUGCCAAAGCUUUUUAAAGCGGCACAUCUUCAAGAUUUAGAUGCAGCAGAGUAUGAAGAGGUGCCAGCUUUACCAUUCAACCUAACAACUGAAGGGGUGAUGAGUCGGGCAGCUUCUUUUGCAGAUGAUGGAGAGAUUCUAGAUGGGAUGGUAACCCGUAGUCGGGGUGAGAUUAGACGGAUGUGCAGUCUUAAGGUAACAAGCUGCACUGCAACACCCUCCAAAGAAUUUAGAAGUAUUCAGAGUCCAGCUGUUGGACAAGUAUACAGCCCUCGCAUAAGUGAACUUAGAGUGGAUCAAAGCCCUCAGCUUGGUGGAGGAGGGCCAUUUAGUCCGAGAACCGGAGGAACAAAAGCAUCUAAUUUAGGGAAAACUGGUUAGAACUUAGAUAUGAAAUAGCAAAAACUGGCGGUGUUUGUAUUGUCAAGUUAGCAAAACGUAGGCACUGGCAGAGAUGAUUGAGUUGAACAUGGAAAUUUGCAAUAACUAUUGUCCUGCCUUCUACUCUUAUAGUUCUUUGGGAAAUUAUGGUGGGCGGGGGUGCAAUUGUAACUACAAGUUUUAUGAAGGAAAAUACUUUAGCCACAAAGUGAUUACACAAAAAUAAACCUACAAACUGAUGUGGCUUGAUGUAGUACGUCAGAUUGUAAAGUUACUUUUAUUAUAAAGUAGAUCUAAUGGAUUCCAUGAAGCCACAUCAGCUUUUGGGUUUACUUUGUGUAAUCUUUUUGUGUCUGUAACUGUUCUCUUUUAUGAAUAGAAAUACCAAGUUUUAUACAUGCUAAAAUAUAUACAUGCAUUAUUUAUUAUUUA
Molecule: messenger RNA, 3038 nt
Organism: Juglans microcarpa x Juglans regia
Lineage: Eukaryota; Viridiplantae; Streptophyta; Magnoliopsida; Fagales; Juglandaceae
Product: probable boron transporter 2
Biological process (GO): monoatomic anion transport; monoatomic ion homeostasis; transmembrane transport
Cellular component (GO): plasma membrane
Molecular function (GO): solute:inorganic anion antiporter activity
Source: RefSeq, a predicted model, not a curated record